This is a messenger RNA of Aedes albopictus (Asian tiger mosquito), 546 nucleotides long. RefSeq names its product small ribosomal subunit protein eS10B-like. Gene Ontology annotation, cellular component: cytosolic small ribosomal subunit. The record is from RefSeq and is a predicted model, not a curated record. The coding region runs from base 47 to 502 and encodes 151 amino acids. The transcript has a single exon. Lineage: Eukaryota; Metazoa; Arthropoda; Insecta; Diptera; Culicidae. Gene Ontology annotation, molecular function: structural constituent of ribosome; RNA binding.
UCUUUCCAGCAAUCGUAUGGAAUUGUUGUAACACAUUUCGUGCAAGAUGUUUAUGCCCAAAGCCCAUCGCGUCGCCAUCUAUGAGUACCUCUUCAAGGAGGGAGUCCUAGUGGCCCAGAAGGAUUUCUAUGCCCCGAAGCACCCGGAGCUGGAGAACAUCCCCAACCUGCACGUCAUCAAGCUGAAGUCGAAGAACUUCGUCAAGGAGCAGUUCGCCUUGCGCCACUACUACUGGUAUCUGUCCAACGAGGGUAUUGAGUACCUGCAUCUGCCCCCGGAGAUUGUUCCGUCGACGCUGAAGCGUGCCGCCCGUUCGGAGUCACAGCGCGCCCGCGCUACCGCCGGACCCCGUUCCGCCGAUGGACCGAAGGAAGGCGAAGACCGACAGGGCUACCGUCGCACCCAGCAGGCCGGAGGUCCGGACAAGAAGGGAGACGUCGGCGCCGGAGCCGGAGAUGUGGAAUUCCGCGGACGAUUCGGCCGAGGACAGAGGCCACAGUAAGGCACGGAUUGAUUCCAUCUUCUGUGUGCAUUUAAUAAUAAUAA